This is a messenger RNA of Penicillium chermesinum, 474 nucleotides long. RefSeq lists its product as uncharacterized. The transcript has a single exon. The coding region runs from base 1 to 474 and encodes 157 amino acids. Lineage: Eukaryota; Fungi; Ascomycota; Eurotiomycetes; Eurotiales; Aspergillaceae. The record is from RefSeq and is a predicted model, not a curated record.
AUGCAAGGGCCUCUUGACUCGCCGAGUCAAGCAGAAGAUCGUAGGGUCGGACUCGCUAACAGAAUCAGCAAACUGCAUCAAACAAGAGCCUCGGACUCGGUUUUCCAAGAAACGCGACUGGCAUUUUCGUGGCCUGUCUACAGUUAUUCCACAGCGCGCUUAAGCUCUUCCAGCGCCUCCUCCGUCAUAGGGAUGUUGCUGAGUGGAACGACAAGUGCGUUCCCCGCAUGUCGUGCCCAGCGUGCCAAAGUCGGAGUGCAUCUCGGCAGCCGCGCUUCGCGCCAGAGCUCUGAGUAUACGGUCUCGCGGCCGGCGGGCAGCUCAGGGUGCCAUGCAGCGAGAGAUUCGCAUAUUGUAAGCGCAUCCGCAAAAGAGGCUACAAUCGAGUGGCACAGAAGAUCGGGUACCAGGGCGGAUGGCGAGGCGGAUUUAACCUGUGCUCAGGAGGAUCAGCACGAGUCGAGCGGUCCUUAG